Molecule: messenger RNA, 1317 nt
Organism: Candidula unifasciata
Lineage: Eukaryota; Metazoa; Mollusca; Gastropoda; Stylommatophora; Geomitridae
Source: the annotation of a GenBank genome assembly
AUGCUGAGAAAAGUUAAGACAGGGAUCCUUGGAGCAGAGUGGCAAGCUUCACUGGAAAGGUCACGGGUAAUGAGCAUACUUUGGAUCUUUUCUCCAGGCUAUACCGGCAUGGUGGGUUAUGAACAGCCGUGGCCACUGCCCAGACUCUACCAGCCAACCACCACGGUACUAGAGCUGGAUGUAGAGAACUUCCAGUUUCAGACCCGUGGUCCAGGCUGCCCAUUGCUGACCGCCGCCUUCUCCAGGUACUACCAGCUGACCUUUGAUGACUUGACGGUGGCACCAACUCCUGUCCUACAAGCCAGGGAAGUCUGGGGAGCUCUGCGAGGUUUGGAAACAUUUAGUCAGCUGGUCUAUCGCUUGGAUACAGGGGAAUUUGUGGUCAACCAGACUUUUAUUCAAGAUUCACCUCGUUUUGCUCACCGAGGACUUUUGCUGGAUACAUCUCGUCACUUUUUAUCAAAGCAUGUACUUCUACAGAAUCUUGAUGCCAUGGCACAGAACAAGCUAAACGUCUUCCACUGGCACAUUGUUGAUGACCAGUCUUUUCCGUACGUCAGCCAGACAUUCGCAGAUCUCAGCCUUCAGGGCGCCUAUAACCCACAGAGCCACGUGUACACACCAUCCGAUGUGGCAGAGGUGAUUGAGUAUGCACGUAUUUUGGGCAUUCGAACGCUGGUAGAGUUUGAUUCACCAGUUCUGUUGUGUUGGUAUAGUGGGAUUAUGAAGUCCAACCCGGCAGUGCAGCAGUUUAUGUUACAGAAGGGUUUUGGUACAGACUAUGCCCAACUGGAGCAGUACUACAUGCAGAAUCUCCUGGACAUUGUUGGAGGUCUAGAUAAAGGUUACAUCAUUUGGCAGGAGGUCAUAGAUAAUGGUGUCAAGGUUCGACCAGACACCGUUGUUCAUGUGUGGAAGGAUGGAUGGCAGAAGGAGAUGAACAAUGUCACAGCUCAAGGAUACAAGACUCUGCUGUCCUCAUGCUGGUACUUGAACUACAUUGCCUACGGUGAUGACUGGGUGUCCUAUUACAACUGUGAGCCACUCAACUUCAAUGGCACGGAGCAGCAGAAGUCGCUGGUGGUGGGGGGUGAGGCCUGUAUGUGGGGGGAGUACGUGGACAACACAAAUCUCAUCUCCAGGACAUGGCCCCGAGCGUCAGCUGUAGCAGAACGUCUGUGGAGUCCAGCCAGUGUCAACGAUUACCGUACGGCCACUGCCCGCUUCUCUGAGAACAGGUGUCGCUUGGUCAGGCGAGGACUUGCCGCAGAAGAUGUUGUUGGGCCAGGAUUUUGUGACACUGAAUAUCUUAAUUGA